UCAGUCCGUUUCAUUGGACAUGGCGUACUCGAUGGGCAAGUCCUUGGUUACCAUGGAACGCAAUGCGUCUUUCAAUAUGGCGCCCUAGCAACCUGUGCGAGCAGCUCCAUCGGCGAUCUAUGAGACGGCUAUGGAUGGCACUGGGUCUCCGCUCUUACUCUGGGCCGCCUGUGCUCUGCUGGUGACAGCGAUAGGAGCCCAGAAUAUAGCGGGUGAGAGCCGGAGGGCGAUCUGACUAGCUUUACGGAAUGAGGCCUACUCUGCUCUCAGUAGGAUAACAUUAUUCUGAUUUAUUUCAUUAAUUGGGCUGUGUUUACUAGUUCUAGCAUUGGAAUAUUAUGUAUAUUAGAAAUAAAACAGCCUACUGAGAGUAUGAGACAGCUUACUGAGAGUAUGAGGCAGCUUACUGAGAGUAUGAGGCAGCCUACUGAGAGUAUGAGACAGUCUACUGAGAGUAUGAGACUGCCUACUGAGAGUAUGAGACAGCCUACUGAGAGUAUGAGACAGCCUACUGAGAGUAUGAGACAGCAGACUGAGAGUAUAAGUAUGAGACAGCCUACUGAUUGUAUGAGACAGCCUACUGAGAGUAUGAGACAGCCUACUGAGAGUAUGAGACAGCCUGCUGAGAGUAUGAGACAGCUUACUGAGAGUUUGAGACAGCUUACUGAGAGUUUGAGACAGCCUACUGAGAGUAUUAGACAGCCUACUGAUUGUAUGAGACUGCCUACUGAUUGUAUGAGACAGCCUACUGAUUGUAUGAGACUGCCUACUGAUUGUAUGAGACUGCCUACUGAGAGUAUGAGACUGCCUACUGAGAGUAUCAAACAGCAGACUGAGAGUAUAAGUAUGAGACAGCCUACUGAUAGUAUGAGACAGCCUACUGAGAGUAUGAGACAGCCUACUGAUUGUAUGAGACUGCCUACUGAUUGUAUGAGACAGCCUACUGAUUGUAUGAGACUGCCUACUGAUUGUAUGAGACUGCCUACUGAUUGUAUGAGACUGCCUACUGAGAGUAUGAGACUGCCUACUGAGAGUAUGAGACUUCCUACUGAGAGUAUCAAACAGCAGACUGAGAGUAUAAGUAUUAGACAGCCGACUGAUAGUAUGAGACAGCCUACUGAGAGUAUGAGACAGCCUACUGAUUGUAUGAGACAGCCUACUGAUUGUAUGAGACAGCGUACUGAGAGUAUGAGACAGCCUACUGAGAGUAUGAGACUGCCUACUGAGAGUAUCAAACAGCAGACUGAGAGUAUAAGUAUUAGACAGCCUACUGAUAGUAUGAGACAGCCUACGGAUUGUAUGAGACAGCCUACUGAGAGUAUGAGACAGCCUACGGAUUGUAUGAGACAGCCUACUGAGAGUAUGAGACAGCCUACUGAGAGUAUGAGACAGCCUACAGAUUGUAUGAGACAGCCUACGGAUUGUAUGAGACAGCCUACUGAGAGUAUGAGACAGCCUACUGAUAGUAUUAAACAGUCUACUGAUAGUAUGAGACAGCAUACUGAGAGUAUAAGUAUGAGACAGCGUACUGAGAGUAUACGUAUCAGACAGCGUACUGAGAGUAUCAGACAGCGUACUGAAAGUAUAAGUAUUAGACAGCGUACUGAGAGUAUAAGUAUUAGACAGCGUACUGAGAGUAUAAGUAUGAGACAGCGUACUGAGAGUAUCAGACAGCGUACUGAUAAUAUGAGACAGCAUACUGAGAGUAUAAGUAUUAGACAGCGUGCUGAGUGUAUCAGACAGCGUACUGAGAGUAUAAGUAUUAGACAGCAUACUGAGAGUAUAAGUAUUAGACAGCGUACUGAGAGUAUCAGACAGCGUACUGAGAGUAUGAGACAGCAUACUGAGAGUAUCAGACAGCGUACUGAUAAUGUUAGACAGCAUACUGAGAGUAAAAGUAUUAGACAGCGUACUGAUAAUAUUAGACAGCAUACAACCUAACUUAUCUGAAAAUAUAGCUUUACUUGGAGAAUUUGUCCCAUUUGGCUCUUCUGAUGUGAAAUGCACAAUUCAUUGCAGGGUGUAUUUACUAAACUCUGUAUUCUGGCAAAUUAAUACCUGAAUAGAAACAUUCAUGCCAAAUUAGACUCGCAGUGAUUUUAGCUGUGUUGAAGAAUUUUCAGAAUAAGCGUUUUUUUCCUGAAAAUUCUGAGUUUUGUUUGAAGACCCCUAUGCAUUUUCAACCGUUCAGACUACUGAAAAAACACACAGUAUUGUACUUUAAACUAUAAUCUGAUGCUUGAGCAUUAUGAAUGUUACAUUUAAUGUUAUUUUAAUGCAUUUUCUGUAUUCUUUAGGGUUUUUUCCUUCCAGGAUACUUUUGUCUGGACCUACAGCAACAUCUUACUUCGUUGGAAACACAUCUGUCAAUUUAUAUCUGGAUGUCAUUGCAAAUACAUGUAUGUUAACAAACUCUUAUCUAUUUAUGUUGCCUCAAGAAAGUAAAUUAUUAAAGACACAGUUAUACUAAACAAAGUCUUAUCUACCACAUCCAAAAAACCCUUUAUUUGAAAUCCUUUGUAAUAUCAAGAAGUAUAUUUGAAAUAUAAUAAAACAUAUUUUACCUGAUAUCUAAGUAUUGAUUAUUAAAAUGUAUUUCAAAGUAGCAUAUAUCAGUGUUGUUAUUCCUUGAGUCACUAUGGUUAUUCAGUAAGUAUGUGUAUAAAUAUCUAAGUAUCAACAUUCUGUUACAUUAGAGCCGCACAUGUACCUCGUUAUAGUGUUUUAUUGCUGAGAGGAGUUGGGGAAUUUACACUUUAUCCAAAUGUAGAUUGUGAUAAUUUAAAAAAACACUAUUGUAAAUAAUGAAGUCCUGUGAAAAGAACAGUUUAAUAAUCAAUAAAUAUUUUUUUCUCCCUUCAUCUGUUUACAUUUAGCCCCAUGCAUUUAACACAAAUAUUUAAAUUGAAAUGAAACUUGCCUGUAAUUCAAGCAAUGUAAACAUACGGUAUGUGUUUGACAAUUGCUGGGAUCCCCGAGUCCAGUGCUUCUCAUAUAGAGAAGCAUUGAAUAAAAUGUUUCUUACAGAGAAACAUGGGAUGCUUUCUCAGGAAACAGAGUCAACAUACCAUGCAAGAAGACACCGGAUGUAGAUUAGGUUCAAUUAUGAAAUCUUUUUUUAGUCUGAAGGCCUUAGCUGCUUUGUGAAUGGCAGCCCCUAGAAGUGUAGGGACAGCAAAAUUUAAUGGAACUGUUUAUUAGAAACAGCAUAAUAUCCAGCAGUUAGAGAGCAGGGGCAACAUCGGUGUACCAAAAUCAAUUCAUUAAGAUGGAGUGAUUUUUGGUGCUUUGACUCUCACUUUAUAGGUCAGUGGAUAUGCCAUAGAGUAAAUGACCACGAGAACUGUCUUUCUAGAGGGUGAAAUACCAUUGUUUUAAAUCUCAUACUUUAGUUUAAAUUUAUGUACAAAACAUGUAAAAAUAUAUUGAAAUAUUCAUUAUUGUAAUAUGAGUUAAUGUAACGUUUGUAACAGUAACAAAAGUGAAAUUUAUUUUAAAUUAAUUUAUAAUAUUACAAAUCUACUAAUGUAAAAGUAAUGUAACGCUAAUGAAAAAUGUAAAAAAAUCUUAACUGGCUUUAACUGAUCUGUGAAUUUUAUUGUUUCAGCUAUAGUACCAGAACCAAACUGUAAUGGCAAUAGUAGCACUGAAAAUUGGGCCUCAUUUUUGGAAAGUGUCACCUCCACUACGGUUAGCAUGUUUUAUCCAUGUACAUACAUAUGUAUUAUGCAUGUAAAUCCUACUUACAACUCUUCCACCUUUUUAUUAUUUUUAUUAGAUUUUAUUGUAUCUGAUUUAAAAAAUAAAAUAAAAAAUGAUAGCAUGCAAUCCAGAAUAGAAAUACAUUUAAAUCUCUAAACCUUUUGAGCUUAUUAUAUGUUCUAAAUUGUAAAAUGAAUCAUCAGAGACAUGGACAUUCCAUAGAGACUGCACCAUCACAACAUUUGCACAAAACUCCUCAUUAUCUGUGCAAUUCUUAAUUCUGUCCUCAUUUGUUUUGUAGAACUUGUAUAAAGUCACUGUGACUUUGAAUACGACCUUGUCAUGCAUUCUGGAUAAGACUCCGUGUUUUGUGGAGGCAAUUCAGGUUUCAGCAUGUCAGAGUAAUGUACCUAUUGCAAGUCUCCUAAUUCAAGCAGAAAUCUAUAGCAACACCACCUUCACAGGAAAUGUGUCAGGUAAUGUAGAUGGUGUUUAAUGGAAUAAUGAAUUGUUUGAAUUCUAGAUCAGCUUUCCCUAGUUACAAUUGGAGUUUUGUUUGAUUAAAUCAGGGCUGUGCGGUACAUCUUUUUGGUGUUGCUGGGGAAAAAAUCCCAUCUACCUUUCUCGACCUUAAUAGCAAUAGACGAUUAUUGGAGUUGUGUGACAACAGCUGGGAGUGUAGGGUUGGCCAGCUCUGUUUUAGUGUCAAAUAACCAUGCUUGUUCAUUUUUUUUGUAUGUGUUAAAAAGCAUUUGUAGUCAUACUGUAAUAGAUGCAAGGUUGUGUAAACGACAGGUUAAACAAAAUAUUUGAAAUUCAGUCCGACUUGCGUCUUCAAUUAAGCAGUUGUUGGGUCUGAGACAAAUUUACAAAAUUAAAGAAAUGAACCAUCUAUCAAUUAAGCAGGUUGAUCAUUAGAUUAGCUAGAGAUUGUUAGUGUGGUCAGAUAUACCCCUUGUUCACCAUCUCCUAUUUGGUGAUGCUUAUUGUGCCCAUUCUUGUACCCCUCUUUUAUUUACAAUUAUAAGAAAAAUAACACAAAACAACUGUUCAGAAGAUGUAAAAUGCUUUAUUUCGGCAGACAAUGCAACAGUGAUACCUACCCAGGCAUAUCAACCACUUGGACCAUGUCCCUGUAACCUGACAGCUGGCGCUUGUGAUAUUGGUUGCUGCUGUGAUCAGGUAAUUUUUUUUCCAUAUACAUAUCAAUAUGGCUUCUUAAUAAAGCAAAAUGAUACCAUUCUAUAAAAGAGUGUACUUUGUAGUUUAUUAUUAUUAUUAUUUAAAGAUGAUAUGGUGUACUUAUAUCAUGCUUUGUGUUCUUUCUGUUUUCAUUGAAGGAGUGUACAUCAAGCCUCAGGGAGCUGUUUAAUGGAUUCUGUUACACUGGUGUGUUUGGUGGAAAUGUAACACCGCCUUUUGACCAGCUCUGUAGUGUUCAGCAAAUUAAACGCGCUCCGGAUUGGUUUCCGUUCCUCUGUGUUCAAUCAUCCAUUGACAAUUCACCAUUUCUAGGUUACUUCUUCCAAGGUUCAACUGUGUAAGUGGAAUUAAUAUCUUUAUGACUGUUUUCACAAGUACAAGUAACAGCAUUCAGAUUACCAUGAAUGUGUGCUUCUUAUUGUUUUCGUUGUGGUUAUUUCUCAGUUAUAAAAUAUAAAACAUUUGUUGUGUCUGCUCAUUUUAUUUGUCAGAUCAUUUAAUAAAUGGAUUGAUAAUGGCUGUGGCUGACCUGGUACUUAAGACUCACACUUGCUUUGAUGAUGUGGAUUUUUCAAUGUUAAUUUUGUCCUAAGAUGAAUGUUACAUAAAUUGACAUAGACAUAAGUAAAAUUUUAACAUAUUCAACAAUAAAUUCUUUCAUAGUUAUUCAAGAAACUUGGAAUUGUGGAGAAUUGACCAGGGAAUUGGUAAAAUGGAAAAAUAGCUGGGUUUAGGCAGUUAUUCCAGUUUGGCUAUUAUGACCUACAGUCGGCACCUCCUUCGUCAAUUCCUGUUUGAUAUUUUAAGCAUGGCUGAAUACACUAUUCUCUGAUGACUUUCUGGCUUUGACAUGUUUACAGAUCUGUCACCCAGCCCUAUACCUUCAGUGUGAGCUCCCAGUCCAUUGUCCAAGCUUCUGUGAAUCCUUAUAAACAAGGGGAUCCCAUUUUAGUACAGCAGAAUGGGUACUAUGUGUAUCUUACAAUUCCACAGGUAUGGUUUCAAGCAUCUAAAAGUAAUACUGAUACUGUGACUGAAAUGUUUUUUCUUUCUUUUAUUUGUUUAUUUUUAAGAGAGAUAUGAGUAUGAUUUAUUGUGUUAGGCUGGCCCCCAGAGCAGCACAAGAUUGCAGAACUAGAGCUGUCUACAGCCUGCCUGAUUACUAAAUUUGAAAAUGUAAAUGGGUUGGCAGUCUUACCCUACUCUCUCCAUACUGUGUUACUGUGCAGGGAUAGGCAGGGUAUGGUAAUUUUCUUAAUACUUUCAUUAGUCUUCUCUUAUAGCUAAGGUAGCCUUAUGCCUAUCCCAAGAAUGCUAAAUGGUAUUCUGGUGACAAUAAAUUGCCUGAAAUUGAACCUUUUGGAAUGUCCUUAUCCUUUCUUUUGAAGUAUUACAUUUGGGAUUUGGUGCUGAACCCGGAUCUGGUUGCACCCUGGUACUAGGGUUGGAAGAUUGAGUGCAGUUCCUGUAUUACAUUGAUGCUCCUAUCAAUCUGACAGCUGAUAAAGCUUGAUAAAGACCACACUGGUUGAAACAUUGUUUUGCACAUUCUGGUGACAAUUAAUUGCCUGAAAUUGAACCUUUUGGUGUGCCCUUAUCCUUUCUUUUGAAGAUUGAUAGGAGCAGGCAUCAUCUUCUGUGAUGACCAGUAUAUACGUUUGGCAUAUUAUUACACAAGACUAUCUAUAGACGAUUGACCCUGUAUUUGUAGUCUCAUGCAUGCUCGAGAGUACAAUAGUGUCACUGGCUCUUGUUUAGUGAAGUUACGAAGAGCUGAAAAAUUAUGGUGGAGAGAAGAUGGAGGUGCCUGGAAGGGAGAAAUUAAGAUAAGCGGACAUGCCAUCUUGGUGUGGGUCUAUGCAAAAAAAAAAUGCAAAGACCCCAUAAGUGAUAUUGCUGCUUUAAGGUGAUCAUAACAUCGUGACAACCAGUGUUGCAGGGAAGUAAAAUGAAUAAACAAAUGCAUAUAUAAAGAAAUUGCAAUUGUAUUGUUAUUCUGGUUUUAUUUUAGCAGUCCACACAUGGAGGAUGUGAGAGUAAUGCCCCUGUGGCUUACCUUCAGAAUUUUGUCUCUACAUGCGUUACUUAUUUGAAAACAUGUGCCGACGUGUUGACACCAAAUUUUAAUGUGACUGUACAGGAUGGCAAAGGAGGUGAGGUAUCCACUUUCCUAUUAACAAGUGUAACAAUGUAUAUUUUCAAAGUACUUCCUUUUACCAGUAUGUCUUGUUAUAUAUCCUUCUGUCUCCAAUCUUACUUAUGAUAAUUUGCUACAUUCUGUAAAACAUUUUAGAUAAGAGUGCUAUAUAGCAACUGUUUGUUAAACAAAUAAUGUGCCUUUGCAAUUUUUUAGGAUCAAUUACUCCCCAAAUAGUAAUUCAAAACAACACUGUGGACAGCGGGACAGUUUCCGGUAAGAUUCUUUUGUAGCUGCAUAAUGUAUAUUACUAUAUUUUCUUUUUUAACACAAAAUUGUACAAUACAGUUCAUGGUUCCUUGUCUGGGUAAACAGAACGGAAUUGUUUUCAAAUGCAUGUUUUUUUUUUUCCUAUGUCACAAUAUUAAUAGGCAUACAGUGUCUGGGCAUUAUAUCAUCUGCAAACUACACGUUUAUUUGGGAGUCCAACACACUUCGAGGCAUUAAUAUAACCGUCCUUAUUGAGAAUAUCAAUCUGACUCUUCCAGGUAACUGUGUUUUUUUUGUUGUUGUUGUUUUUGUUUUUUGUCAAUCCCUUGAUUCUUUACAAAUAAACUUUCUUGGAUUUCCCCUGAGCAUUAUUUUAAAGAGCAUCUUUCACCAUUCCAUACAUUAAGAUGGGUGUUGCCAUUUUGACUUGCUAUUCUUUAGUUAUCACCAUUUUUAUUUCACUGGCAGCUUCAGCAGGGGCAAUUAAAACUCUGUGUGUGUCAAACUCAACUCCAAUCUUUUAUUAGACUGUAACUGCUUUAAUUUUCUGCUAAAGCAUUUGGCAAUCAAAGAUUAAUUGAAGUUAGAGCAGUUAGAGGCCUGAAUUAAAUGUGGGUCAUAUCAAUGGGGAUAAGAACUGGUGGUAUGCAAUGCAUAAGUAUUCGGUGAAUAACUGGAUGUUAGAGACUGACACUGUAAAUAAAAUUGCUUGAGCAUUUGAUUGCUCUUUUAGUAGCUUUAUUGGAUAAUGAGCUAAACAGUAUAUUAUAAUGCUUGAGCAAGAGCAUGUUAAGACUUUUUUCAACAUAUUAAUACUAUGUACUAUUCAAUAGACUCUGAUCAAUUCCUCUUGUCAUUGCUGUAUGUGUAAACUGUGGAAAAAGAUGUAGGGCCCCCCUCAAGACCCUGAAAUAUGGCAGUCCAUUUGAGAGGCAACUGCUACAUGAACUUCAUGUGUCAACCACAAAGAUCAUGCCUAUAUACUGAUCGGCCAAAACAUUAAAACCAACUGCCUAAUAUCUUGUAGGCACCCUUUGUACUGCGCAAAUAGCUCUGAUGCUCUGAGGCAUGGACUCCACAAGACCUCUGAACAUGUUCUGUGGUAUCUAACAGAUAUUAACAGCUGAUCCUUUAAUCCUUUUAAGACCUACAAAUUGCGAGGUGGGGCCUCCAGGGAUCGGAGUUGUUCCAGCACAUUCCACGGAUGCUUCAUUGGAUUGAGAUCUGAGGACUUUGGAGGCCAAUGCGACAUCUUGAACUCUUUGGCGUGUUCUUCAAACCAUUCCUGAACAAUUUUUGUAGGAAGGCAGAGUUCUUUAUCUUUCUGAAAGAGGCCAAUGCUAUCAGGGAACACCAUUGCCAUGAAGGGGUGCAUGUGGUCUGUAACAAUAUCUAGACAGGUGUUCUGUGCCAAAAUACCAUCAACAUAAAUGCUAUGAGCCAUGGUUUCACGGCAGAAUAUUGCGCAGAGCGAAACUCACGACCCGCCUUCUUCCCAUAGUGCAUCCUGCUGCCAUCUCUUCCCCAGGUAAAUGACGCACAUGACAUACACCUGAUCUAAAGAAAACAUGAUUUCUCAGACCAGGCAACCUCCUUCCACUUCUCUAUCGUCUAGCCAUCACUGCUUGGCCCUAAAUCAUAAAAAAAACCAACAGAUUUAUAAUGGAUGGUUAACACAUAGCAAUUGCAUAUUAUUGCUGAUAUUUUCUUUCUUUCUUUUCCAUAGCUCCACUAACUCAACAGUUCGCAGUAACCUUUCUCACCAGUGACAAUAUCAAUGCAUCUGAUGUUCUCUCUGGAAAUCCAGGUCUGCUAUCUUACUACUGCACUAUAAAACAUGCUUUUUCAGCAUUUCAGACAAUUAAAAGUUUAAUGACCAAACAGAUAAGUUAAUAAUGGUAGCAUUACUAUUUCAUUGGUGUUUGAAGCUUCAUAUUGUGAUCUUUCAAAACCUUUCCCUCUUAAACAAAAUAAAUCUUCUUUACCACCAGUGUAUCUGUUUUAACCCCUUAAGGAUGGUGGGUGUACUAUGCCGUCCUUUGGGACCCGGUCCUAAACACAGGUGGCUGGCAUAGUACGUCCCCGACGUCCUGUAGACCAAAAUUACAGAGAAUGCAAGGAAGCUGAUUAUGAUCAACAGUGUCAAAGGCAGCAGAAAGAUCAAGGAGAAUUAGGAUAGAGUAAUGGCCGCGAGAUUUAGCAGCAAUUAUAUAGUUGGAUACUUUAGUCACAGCCAUUUUGACAGAAUGUCCAGCGCGGAAUCCAGACUGAAGGGGGUCAAGCAGAGAGUUGGAUUUAAGAAAGUCAGUCAGUCUGAUGUACACAACUCUCUAGAGGAUCUUGGAGGCAAAUGGGCAAUAGCGAGAUAGGGCGGUAGUUGGAUGAGGAGUUGGGGUCAAGGCUGGGCUUUUUCAGAAUUGGGGUUACAGUUGCAUGUUUGAAGGGUAAGGGGAAUGUGCCAGAGGCAAGGCAGAGAUUGAUUUUUUUUGUGAGAGGAAGAGCAAGAGAGGGAGACUAAGUGCGGAUGAGAUACAAGGGAAUAGGAUCGAGGAAACAGGUGUUGGGGCUGGAGGACUGGAGCAGAGCAGAAACCUCUUCUGCUGUAGCAGGUGCGAAUGAGUGUAGAAUGGUGGAGGGAGUGGGGUUGGGUGAUGUAUUGGUAGGGGAAAAAGAGAAAUCAGAGAUCUCUUCUCUGAUUGUAGAGAUCCUCUCAGUGAAGUGAGAUGCAAAAUUUGUGGCGGGGGAGUAAACGGUGAAGAAGAGCAUCAAAAGUGUGAAAUAGGAGUUUUUGUUGCUGGGACAGUGCAGCGGAAAGGGCCAGGCUGUAGGAGCACAGCAUAACAUUAUAGUGGAGGAAGUCAGAUGCAAAGUGAGACUUUCUCCAGCAGCGUUCAACAGUUCUAAAACAUUUUUGGAGGUAACGGGUCAGCUUGGUGUGCCAGGGUUGUAAUUGGGAGCGCUUGCUGUGUUUAAUUGUAGGAGGUGCAAUGAUGAUGAGUUGUAGAGUGAGGUUGCAGAGUUAGGGCAAGUUAGGAGAUGGGUAAAAGGAGAGUUUGGAGUUUAUGAUCCAGUACAAUGAUACAAGGUUAAAAACAGAACAUUGAUGUAUAAAAGUAUCUGGGAAAAGAAUAUGGAGCAUAAGAUCUGCAGAGAAGUUCAGGCAUAAUUGUCCAAAAACAUUCUAAAUAGGUCAUGUUAGAGGAACUCCAGUAACAAAAUGCUAAUGGAGGUAGCUAUUUAUAGCUUUUUUUGCCUUGUGUUUUAUGGUGUCCAAUACAAAGUUAUACUAGAGAAAGGGAUUUUAAAAGCACAGAAAAUGGUCAAUGGUAGAAAAGUAGACCAGUUAUGGGGCAUAGUUUUAGCAUGAAUCAAUCAGUAGAAACUUCCCAUGGUAACUGUGCUACAUUGACACACACUUUUUAUUUUUUUGUAGGUUACCAAGUUGGCAAGCCUGUGAUAGCAGCCAGUGGAAGUUUACCUCUUAAUAAAACGACUCUCAAUCUUUGGAAACCUGGUAAUAGUUUGUGGUCUAGAUUUCUAAAUAUAUAAGUAUCCCACACAUGCAGAGAGAAUAACAACACUGAACAUCAGGGAGCAUCUGCCUUGGGUUCAGAUAAUAUCAUGUAAAUGAAUAUCAUCUACUUAAGGUUAAUAAUUUAAUGCUGCAAAGUGCAAGUAUGUAAAAUGAUUCCAAAUGAAAUGCAACCUUUUCAUGAAAUUGGUAGACCCGGCAAUUCAUUCCUUCUGUACAGUGUCAGAUCUGGCUACACGUAGGUCAUCCUAGUGGGGAAAUAAUUCUGCCGCAGGUUAGUCAAGUUGCAGUACAUUUUGAAUAUAUUAUGCAAGAAAAUAUCUCGUUAUACUGUAAAGAAAGUGUGAUGCUUACCUGCACACAUCGGAAACGGCUACUUCAUUGGUAGAACAGGGGAAUUACCUUGUCAUAUUUACCUGUUCAUUUUGGUUUUGUUCCUAGGUCAAAUGGCGUACACAGUCAACCUGAUUCUAAUUAGAAUAGAAACAGAGCAUCAUGGAGUAUAUUCCGAGAAAUAGGAUCUCUCGUCCCUCUCUGUCUGAGAUCUUGUGACACUGACAUUAUAAAUCUAGAUGAAUAUUAUUUUAUUGACUUGAAGUAAUUUUUAAGAUCUGAAUCUUAAUAAUAUAAAUGCAUUUUUUUUUAUUGUUGCACGUUUAGUUGUUCUGAGGUUUCAUUUGAAUUCAUCUCUUUGUAUUGCAGCUGGAGAUAGCUUGUGUUCCUCAGCCUCUCCUACACCUGUUUUGUUCGGACAAAAUUCCUAUUCUGGGUGUAUUUUGCAAGUGGUUAAUGAAGACUGCAAUCAGAUAAGGUCUGUUUAGUAGAUUUUAUUUCCUGUUUUUCUUUUCUUGCAAAGAUUUUUUUAUUUUUACUGAACAACCUAUAUUUGGAUAAAUGACAGCUAAGUGACAGUUCCUCGUUUCAUAACCCCAGUAAAAGCUAUUCCAGUAUUUACUUGGGUAAUAAAAAGCAGCAGUGGUAACAAAAAAUGCCCUUACCUCUGCUAUUCAUUGUUGGACGUGUCUUCUCCACAUCAUGAUGCUUGGGCAAAUUUGUGCAUAGUCUGGCAUCUGCACAGAAAUGUUCUAUGAGGGCAUUCCUUCAUUAGUGCUUCAUGCACACAUGCACUGUGCAUAGAAUACAUAAAGAAGUUUAAUCUCUCUUACAGGCUGAAUUUUAAAUAAAUAAAACCGAUUAUCACAACCAUUAUGUAACUUUUAGUUAGCCUAGCAGUUUGAGCAUAAAUCUCAUUAUUGACAUUCAUCUUAAACUGAAUUCUGUACAUACAGCAGCUAACCAUGACUAUACAAAGGACCUAUCAUUCACAAAUGGGGUAAGUAUUACAAGUUAAAAGGACCGGGUACCAACACAAUUUAAAUGUUUCUGGCCUUAUGUUCAUACUGCAAUUUUCUCCACAUUCAAAGAUUUUAUUUUAAUGUUUUUAAUGCUUUGUCAAAUGUGACUUGAGGAAGGUGUUUCAGAAACCAGCAAAUCUAAAUCGAUUUGAAUGUGGAGAAAAAAAAAAAAAAUCAACCUGAAUAUCAAACCUAUUAAAUGCACUUCAGAUUUCUCAGAGAAUCCCUUUAAAAAAGGGGGACUAUAGAAACAUAGAAUGUGACGGCAGGUAAGAACUGUGACAAACGCCCUGUAUUCUGAUCGUUUGCCAGCAGCUCCUGGAGGAGCCCUGCUUGCUAGCCUCCUGCCUUUAGGUCUAUGGGCCCUGCAUUAUACCUUGCCCAAUGCACUUGAAAAGGCUCCAUUCAUGUGAGUUAUGUACUUUUGUACUCCAGAAAGAGAGACCGACCAUUAGUCCUGAUUCCCUGGAACUGUUUUGGGCAUAGGACUAUGUGCACGGUCAGUCAAAUAAUUGACUUCCAUGAAAAUCCCAAAUCCCUGAACCGAUCCCUGAUUUGACCUAUUUUGUAUGGGAGUGUCCUGGACCUGAGAUCCAAUGUAACUGUGUGUAUACUUUUACUGUAGUCUACUCUCAGGUCCAGGGGGGAGUGCCCCUUGCAUGGGGACCUGCAUAUAAGGCCAGCUGUGGCUGCCAUUAAAGAGAUUCGUUUUACCCUUCAUGUCUAGGUUCAUGUUUGGGGGAUUGGAGAGCUAUAUUCACUCUGGGGAUUGCUAUAAUCACUAUACUCCCUUGGAUCACAACGAUUGCUCUUGUAAGAGCAGCCUGCUGCUCUCAUGGGACUAGGAGAGAUCUACCCACUGGAAGCUGGAUCCUGGUCUUGGGUCCAGGGUGGGUGGAGGACAGUGAGACCCCAUCUAAGCUGCAGCAGUUUGUGGGGUUUAUGGUGGUUAUGGUGUUCCAGUGCGGUGCUUAUGGUGCUCGCAAGUACUAGGAAGCAGCGAUUGAUGGAAGUACCCGGUCGGGAUGCCAGGCGGUCCGUCACAAGAACCAUUCGGCCCAUCUAGUCUGCCCAAUUUGCAAAAUACUUUUAAUAAGUCCCUGCUUAUCUUAAGUCUAGGAUAGCCUUAUGCCUAUCCCACGCAUGCUUAAACUCCCUCACUGUGUUAACAUCUACCACUUCAGCUGGAAGGCUAUUCCAUGCAUCCACUACCCUCUCAGUAAAGUAAUACUUCCUGAUAUUAUUUUUAAACCUUUGCCCCUCUAAUUUAAGACUAUGUCCUCUUGUUGUGGUAGUUUUUCUUCUUUUAAAUAUAGUCUCCUCCUUUACUGUGUUGAUUCCCUUUAUGUAUUUAAAUGUUUCUAUCAUAUCCCCCCUGUCUCGUCUUUCCUCCAAGCUAUACAUGUUAAGUUCCUUUAACCUUUCCUUGUAAGUUUUAUCCUGCAAUCCAUGAACCAGUUUAGUAGCCCUUCUCUGAACGCUCUCUAAAGUAUCAAUAUCCUUCUGAAGAUACAGUCUCUAUACACUAUAACCACAGUAUAGUUACCACAAUGGUAAAAACUAUUGUAAUAAUCUGAUCAUAUGUACUGUAAUAAUCUGACACACAAGACUUGGGGUUCAUCAUUUAGCAGAACUGUAAUAUCAAAACUAGGCAUUUUAACAAAUAAUCUUAAAAAUUAUAGCAAAAGGUGUAUGUUAAUGUGUUUAUUUAUGUUCUAGAUUAUUCAGUAAAAGGUUGACCCAUAACUAUGUUUGCAGUGGAACUAAUGUAAUGCAUCAAGUGCUCUACUCCAGUAACAUUUGUAGUACACGUCUUGCCCAGUUGACCUGUGGGUGGCAGACUUGAUGACAGCCAUGUUGAAACCGCUUUUCUUUUUUUAUGGUUACAGGGAGAAUGUAACUGCCUUACUGAAAUCCUUUGUUCCAGUUAGUUACAUAGCAAUGAGCGGCAACUCUAAUACCACUGACCUCACUGAAUGGGUGUCCAUUAUCUGUAAGUCCACCCAAGAUCUGCAUUAUUGUUAAAUCAUAUGUGGGAUAGUUAUUGUAUUGUAAACACGUGCAGGGAUGUGAAAUCCCAAUCACCAACACAUUUAGCUCCAGGCGUCAAGCCGGCAGUUUUUUUUCUUGUUUGUGCGAUUGCGGACCAGUAGAUUGCAGCAUUGGCGACAAUCUCUGUAUAUGUGUGGGAUGAGCGGGUGCUGUCACAAUUUUCUUGUCCACAGUAGACAGCGCUAAAUUUACACACAGUGAAGUUGUGGUAGCUGUGAGCGAUAGGCUUGCUGGCAAUGAGGGGUCAUGGUCUUUAUUGCUACAGGAAUGGGAGAGAACUGCUUACAGAUAUGAAAGGUGGGAGAAUGGGAUACUGACUGUGGGUGUGAUGAAAGAAAGCUUAUUAGUCGGUCAGGAGAAAUUGGGGUGCCAAUACUUACAUCUUCACAGACUAACCUUCACACACAUUUGCCCCUGGAUCUACACACAUAUGGACCUUCACUUACACACAGUUUUUUGUAUGUUUGUGUGAUGGCAAGUAGAUUGGUCUAUUGGUGUUAUUUGGUUGUUUUUUUUCUUUAUAAAUUUCAACACCUGCCUUUCCUUAAAGACCUUGUCUAAAGAAGUUUUCACUACGUAUUUGUCAUGCAUUAUAUAGAUAUGGGAUAGCUACAAGAUAAGUAUUAGAUAAGACGUUUAUCAUCAGAUGAUCUGAACUGCUCUUAAACAAAUAGCAUCCACAUCCUAGCUCUGCACUAUUUAAUGUACUACUCUGAAUUUUAGCCUCUGCAUUGUUGUGUAUCAAGCAUGCACAGCCUGCCAUUGGAAAGACACUCUCACAAACAGCGACAAAAUUGAUAUAAGCAACCUGGAAGUAUUGUCUUGCCUGAUUAAUAUUGUUAGUGUGCGUCGUUAGCGGCAGUGAUGUUUCUAAGUAACUGCAUCAAUAGCCCACUUUAAAAAAUAAUUGUGAGAUCCGGGUGCUCAAAGCACUAAAUGCUUUGCAGCAAUGCAAAGUGCUUAUGGUGCUUAAACUGACUGUAAUAGAAGAGACAUGGGAAUAUCUAUCUUACUGUGCUAAGUAUUUCCUCCCAGUUAAUUUGUCAUUCCACAUAUCUACAUUCCAAAGUGAUGCUAUAUUUUCUCUUACGUUUACAAAUGUUUAGCAAUUAAGCUCACAAUCCACGUCUUGCACAACCAAUUAACCACAAAUAAUACUCCAAUAUGUUCUUAGUUGUUCUGUGUCCCUUUAUUAAAGUGUACAGAGUAACAUUUCAAACUUUCUCUAUCAGGCACUGUCAGGGCACAAAUUGCAAAUGAGUAGGAGAAAGAUUUCUCCUCCUUUCUCUAUGCUGAUUGGCAGGUUCAAUGGACAAAGCUAGUCACAAAGAUUGCCUGGGAGAAAGCUAAAGAGGUGUGGAUUUCUUCAUUUCAUUUAAUGAACUCACAAAUAUCUACUUUUUAAUUACAGUCAUUAUAUUAAAAAUCCAGGGAAAUGACUUCUCCAUUUUAAAGCUAAUUUUAAAAUUGUGUACCAAGUAAUUUAAAUAAUGUAUAGUUGAAUUGUUUUUGUUUAGAUGAAGAGAGUAACUCCACUUGUUUGAGUGACUGUGCAGCACAAAUCGUAAUGUGCUUAAACGUUCCUGUUAACAUGAACAUACAGAUCCUCACUGCAGUCACUGGAGCAGUGGAAGGAAUUUCACAGGAAGAGAUCAUUGGAGUGAAAAUAAGGUUAGUUCAUGUUCUUAGGUAAUGGUUUUAUCCAUAUACACAAACACCUAUAUAUACAGGCCUUAAAGACUUGGAAUUUUAAGUACUAUGCUACUAGCCAGCAUACUCACCAGGGGUAAAUUUCUACUUUCUGGUACUCUCACCACUGGGACUUUCACGAAGGACUGAAAUGUUGAACUAAUAUUGCUGUAUGCAGGCUGUAACAGAUCACCUGGUACCCCGAUUGGGCAUCUCCGUUAACGGAUGCUUCCUAGCUGACGCCGAGGACCAUAAGCACCGCACUGGACACCACAACCACCGCAGACUCCACAACCGCCGUAGCUUAACUGGAAUCUCGCCAUCUUCCUUCCACCCUGGAUCAACCUCUGACAUCCAGGACCGUGUGGGAAAGACCUCUCCUCCAGGAGAGUGUAUCAGGAACAGCUCUUAAAAGAGCUAAGUGAUUAGAGCUCAGGAGAGUAUGCAAAGUAUAGCAAUCCCCAGUGUGAUUAUAGCUGUUCCCCUCCAAUCACGAGACAAGACUGUGUGUUGAAGGUCAAACAGGAACAGAACGUUUAAUGGCACACACUGGUCUUUUAUACAGGUUUUACAGCAAAGGUGAUGCCCAGGUGAACCUAGUUGGGCACCGAAUACAAAACAUACAAACCAAUGAAAACAAACAAGGAACGACACUCCCACAUACAUUACACAAUCCCUCCUCUCUGCCUGUGAUACAAUUAAGGUAGAUAAUACAAUAGGCAGAAUAGACCUUAAUUUUCCCCAAAGUACAGAAAACACCCCCAAACAUAACAUAUCCCCAUCUUACAUCCCCUGAUAGCCGUGAUCUGGGUGAACAACAUAUCCAAAAAUCACCCAGAUCAGAGCAGGGGUUCAGGAAAUUCCUGGAAGUCUCUUUUGACUGAACGCACGCAUAUUUUCAUGCCCCAAACAGUUCCAUAGUAUUAGGCUGUGCGGCCGGUCUGUUUCCAAUAGUUCAAAUACCGUUCGAAUUACCGAAUGAACUGGUGAAUGGUCAUAUUCUAUGUGUGUAUAUAGAAUAUAGAAUGCACACUAUAACAAUCUCAAAAAAACUUAGCUUUAUUAUGUACAAAAAAGUACCAGAGUGAAAACAUAUAAGAAAAGAUAAACAAAGUGACAGAAGCAAGGGCAAACACAAUAAAACAAUAAUAAAUUACCACAAAAAUUCUUACAAGCCUCAAGACAGAAACACGAGUCACCAAACCCCCCAACGUUUCAGCACCAACUGGCUGCCUUUAUCAAGGGUACCUGGCCGUACUAUUUUGUCUCUCCAUGUGCUGUUGUUUUGAGCAUAUUCUAUGUGUGUCCAUGGUUCGUGUGUUUAAAUGUACCGAACACCACUGCGUUCGUAUGAAAAGAUACAAAUUGCCGUAAGUCCCAGAGGUGUUCGUGUGGAAUAGUGUCCGAAAACAGUUCCAUGCGGUCGACGACAAAACACUGCUGGCCAUUCGACAGUUUAAGAUGGCCGCCGCCAUGUGUUCGUUCAUACGAAUGAUGACCACCCAGCCGUUCGUCAAUUAAGCUGCGGUUAACCACAGCUUCUGGGAGGUUAACAAGCAGCACACUCCACUUGCGGGUGGUUCGGCUGUUCAUCAGUUUGUUCGGUAAACGAACACCAUUAGCACAAUCCAUUCGGCAAGCCCCAUUCACUGAACCAUUGCAGGGAAAAGGCACGAACAAAAGCCUUUCCCCAGUCCUGAACCAGAGUCCAAUACAGGGGCAAUAAUCACAAGGCAAAAGGCCAGCCAUUAGUCCUCUCCAACAACUAGUGGCAAAGUGGCUUUCGUCACACAGGCUAUUGCAAAUAAAGGACAUUUCACUUAAUACCACACCCCUACAUUAACCCCAACUUAAAAAGCAUCAUGUACAUAAAUAAUUAAGAAACCAGUUCAAUGUAUUCUUAAAUUAGUAUCUGUACAUGUAUAAUUUCCAUUACAAUGUCUCUUGAAACCCAACACAGGCACACCUCAUUCUACUAAAUGAGGUACUGAUUAGGUGAACUACCUAAACCAAAUCUUAUUUAAUGAUAAAAAGUAUAAAAACAACUGCUAUAGUCAGUACUAUCCUCUUGCAGUAGGAACAGAUAAAUGUCUAAAACAGCGCUUGUAAAUCCUCACCUUAGAAUAAAAUUUUUUAAAAAACUAUUGAACAUGCAAAAAGAAUUUAAAAGAAAGGUUUUGAGUAAGGAAAAGUAUACUUAAUUUCUGGUUGUAUGGGUAGAGGUAUAAUGUAUCAAGUUGCUUCCAUCCCAAAAAUGGCAAACAUGGCGGUUCAUAAGAACGAGGUCAAGCAGCAGAUAUUGGGAGCAAUAAUGCUAUAGACCUGUAGAAGAUAAAAAUGACUCUCCAUUGACCGGGAUGACCGCCAGCUCAUUACAAUGUCACUCUUCUACAAUAGAAUUACAUCAUGUCAGCUGAUGUGAAAUGCACGGCGAGGACAUUUUGAAUCUUGCUCCUAGAGGCAGAUCUAAAGUCAUGCAAAAAUAGAAAAAAAGCCAUUCACCGUUAAGAAGCUAAGAAGAUCCAGGCUGAGGUUUAAAACCCUUAAGGAUUGGGCCAUAGAGGACCGAGUCCAGUUUUCAGCUUUGCCCAUCAUGUGGUCAUUUAAUGGUUAGGCAGAGACCUGGAAAGGCAACUACUGUGAGAUUUAGGAGGAUCAGUGAGGAUCUGGGUGUGCUUCAUCAAGGCUGGAAUCAGCCACAUUAAUUUUUGUGAAGGAUAUAUGAAUCAAGCCACAUGCAAAGUUGUCUUGGAAGAAAACUUGCUUCCUUAUGCUCUGACAAUGUUACUCAACUCUGAGGAUUAUUUUUUUUCCAGCAGGACAAUGCUCCAUGCCACAUAGCCAGGUCAAUAAAGGUGUAGAUGGAGGACCACCAGAUCAAGACCCUGUCAUAGUCAGCCCAAUCUCCAGACCAGAACCCUAUUGAAAACCUCUGUAAUGUGGUCAACAGAAAGAUGAGUGGUCAUAAACCAUCAAACAAAGAUGAGCUGGAGUGGCAUACACCCAACAGCAAUUUAUAGAAGGAAUCUAAAAUGUUAAUUUUGCUCAAACAAAAAUCUAUAAAUAGAAAAAAGACUGAGAAACUGAUAAUUUCGUAGUGGUAUUCAGAGCUGUAUUAUGUAUAUGUAUGUAUGUGUGUAUCUAUCUAUCUAUCUAUCUAUCUGUUACUUGUUUUUGGUUCCUAAUCUUGUUCUGAGAGGUGAGACUGGCUAGUAACGAGGAUUUAACCCUGAUUGAUGUACUAAACAUAAGAGUGCAUUUCCCCUCAGCAUAUCUGAAUAAACACGAGUGAAACAAACUAUAGCAUGAAAGAAGCCAUUAAGUGAAUAAAGCAUGGCUAGCCAAUGGGUAAAUUCCUCACUGUUGUAGAACUUCAACUCCCAUGAUGCUUUUGCCAGGUUGGCAUUGUAGGUCUACAACUUUAUUGGUUCUGCAUUUUGGAUUUCCUAACUAAACGUUACAAUAUAUGCAGAUUUGCACUCUACCUUUUAAUUUCAUGAAAAUAUUUAAGACUUAUGCAUUAUGUACUUAAAGCGGCACUGUCAUGCCGAACCUACCUUUUCCUAAUCACUAGGGACUACUUUGUCUUUUGUAUUUUUCCUAUUCUUGACCCGCUCUGACCCACUUUCCAUGAGUCAGAGACAUUUUCCCACAAUACUCACCCAUUCCUCCGUGAUCUCGCGAUGCCUGCUUUCACUAUUCCUGAACAUCCUGCCAUUUAGACAGAAUGCCAACGAAACUACCGAAUUGCGUCCUAACAGAAUGAGAACAGUUUGUUCAUUCAUGUUAAGAUUACAUUUGGUACUUUUAGGUCGGUUAGAAAUUUCAUUCUAAUGAAUGAAAUUCAGAUCCAUGCUGCGGCUGCAUCUUGCAUCUGAUUCCCAUGGUAUCAGGGAGCUAUCUACCAAGACUGGUCUUUCAGCCAAGUUUACUAAUACUAUGUAAAAAUUACUUCGUAUUAGUAAUUAAUCUGCCCUUACUCGCUAUGCUGCGAGUAGGGGCAUAUCUACUAAACAGCGAGCCCCUACCCAUGCCCCUCGAGUGGGGGCUCUUCAACUAAACAUAGGGUCCCCCUUGGCUCCCACCCAUGAGCGUCGGGGGAGGAGCCUAUUGUACAUGCUCUGAUUUCCUCCCCCCCCCCCAUUGAGCUGCAGGUAGGCCUCCCCAUUUUCAUUUAGGGCCCACACCUACCGCUCAUGGGUGGGGGCCGGGGACGACAAUAGGUUCCCCCCAUUUUCUUUCAGGGCCCCCACCCGCCACUCAUGGGACCCUAUGUCCCCUGUUUAGUUGCAUAGCCCUCGCUCGGGGGGGCACUAUGUUCCCCCUGCUAGCUAAAAGAUCACCAUAGGGUCAAGAACACAAACAUGUAUUCCUGACCCUAAAGUGUUAAAACCACCAUCUAGCCCCCCUGGGCCCCUCAUGCCUCCAUAAAUAUAGUAAAAAAUCUUACUGUAUUCAAGCUUGAAGCUGUAACUCUGCAUGCUGUUAGACUCGGAAAAACAAGCAGUGUGCUGACAUCAUCAGAAGUGGUAGUCUGAUCCAAUCACAGUGCUUUCCCAUAGGAUUGGAUGAGACUGAAAUGAGGCAGAUCAGGGAAGGAGCCAGCAUGAUUCAAACACAGCCCUGGAUAUUCAGCAUCUCCUCAUAGAUAUUAAUUUAAUGAAUCAAUCUCUAUGAGGAAAGUUCAGUGUCUGCAUGCAGAGGGAGGACAUACUGAAUGUUUGGAUGCAUUUUAGGUAGCCAUGACCCAGGAAGGAUCUCUAACAGCUAUCUGAGGAGUGGUCAGUGAAGUUAUCACUAGGCUGCAAUGUAAACACUGCCUUUUCUCUGAAAAGACAGUGUUUACAGCAAAAAGCCUGAAGGUAAUGAUUCUACUCACCAGAACAAAUUCAAUAAGCUGUAGUCGUUUGGUGAUUAUAGUGUCCCUUUAAUAGAUGCCCCACCCUGGGUCCAUUUGUUGGAGGGGGAUGCUUUUUUUUAUUUUUAAUACAACUGUUUAGUAGAGAUGCCCCUACUCGCGGCAUUGCGAGUAGGGGCAUUCAGGAAAUUUCAAUCUCCCUUAUUCUAAUAUGGGGGUCAUAUUCACCCCCAUAGAGUGAGGGAGAACAUGGGGGGGGCUUAUGAAGUGGCGAGGAGCACUGCUCCCUGACGGUUUUUAAAUCUUUUUUUAUAUAUAUUACAAGGGGGAGCUGCGAGCCGGUAGCUCCCUCCUUGUAAUAAACUGUUUGUUUGUUCGUCAGAAAUACGAAGGACUAUAUAGCAUUUUCAGAAUUCAAUGAAUGAAUAGAUGAAAUUCCCGUCCGAAUUUCGGACAAUAGCGAAUGCCCAAGUGUUUAACUGGACAUGCGCAGGAAUUUUGCAGCGCUAUCUAGUGUGGGCAGAUGACGUGUCCUACAGGGACUUCAUCUGCCCACACAAAGAUGGCAGCGCCCAGGACAUAGGACAAAAUAGGUGAUAUGGGACAAAAGGGGCAUUUGGGUGUGACUAGGGGGACAAUUAGAUGUAAUGGAGUCGGGAGGGGGGGGGUUAAGAAAAAACUGGGUUCGGCCAUGACAGUGCUGUUUUAAAUGGAGUUAGUUUUUAACUUUAACCAUUUUGGUCAUGCAGACAAUUAGAAACAUUAUGCAAUACAUACUCAUGAUCUCUAUAAAGUACUUACCAAUAAAACGCAUAAUUUUGAUAUUAAUAAAAAUGAUUUCUUUUUGUUUUCCAAUUAGUUUUUCUACAGUUAAUGUUGAUUGCAUCACAUCCUGCACGUUAUCACUACCUGUCAGCAGUUCCGUACAGUUCAUCAAAGUUCCUGCCCAAGCCACUCCUAGAGUCUCAAGGUAAAGCAGUGCUCUAACCUUUGUCACUUUUUAAUUGCAGAAACCUUGCACUAGGCAUUACACUUUAACAUAUCACUCGUACAGAAUAACAUUUCUGACUACAGUCUGGUACAAUUCCUAGGUACAUACUAUAGUACUAUAACGAAUGCAGUAUCUUUGUUAUACAGUGAAACAAGGACAGAAUAUAUAAUAUAUAUAUAAUCUAAUAAUAUAAACGGUUUGCCAAAACCUACAUGUACCAAGGGUAAAAUAUAUACUAAAACCUUUAUAAAAACACCACAAUAAUUAUUCUAAACACCCAAACAAUAUUUACAGAUUAUAUAUAUAUAUAUAUAUAUAUAUAUAUAUAUAUAUAUAUAUAUAUAUAUAUAUAUAUAUAUAUAUAUAUAUAUACACACACACACAAUGGCUGUAUAAGACAACUGUAAUGUAUUAAAUAGGUAACCCUAUUUAUGUCAAUCUUUCUUUUAUUAUGGCAUUUGCUCUAUAGGGUACAGAAUAAAGAGAGUAGGCAUUGUGGGGUAAUACAAGUCAAAGAUAUCAAGAUGGUGUGUAAUGCACACCCAAGAAAGACGGCCAUAUAUUUUUUUUUUUUAAACUUCAAACAAACACAAUAUCACAAGCAGAUGUUUAAGAGAUGAGUGCAAGAGAUACUUAAAGGUCGCUCCAAUGGUAGUUUCCAUGUGCACUGUAUAUCAGAUUUAAAAAUUAUUAACAUGCAACUUUAGGCAUGAGAUUGUAACAAAACAUACUAAGCAUACGAUUAGGCUUGAGGUGAGUAUCCGCACGUAUAGUACCUGCUAGGCAGAGUAAAGUGAACGGCUGCUAGCUUUUUAUGAGACGUUCUAACAAUAUGAAACAUAUGGUCAUAUGCAGGUUCAGUUGGCACUGGCUAGUAUCUGGAGAAAACUAAUGUAUGAUAGCGUGAGACAUAAAACAAAAUAACACUUAACAUUAUGUUAAAUCAGGCUAUAAUAGACCAAUAGUCAGGCUGUGAAAUUUUGACUAGUAAGUCAUACAUGCUGCCGCUUUCCCUGGUCCCCCCUUCCCCCGCUGAGUUGUCCCAUGUGUCUGCAUUACCGGCUGGCUUGUUAUUGGGAACAAGUGUGUCCAUCGUGCUGCUGCCCGCCCCGCCAGUUGGAUAGUUUUUCGAGUACCGUGCUGGGCUAUGCCGUGAAGUUGCAAUAUAGCUUUCAAAGGUGGGUCCAAGUUGGCAAGCUUCUUGGCUGGUAAGGUGGCAGCUCAUUGUCUACAAAUGAUCUCAGACGAGGGGUUUUGCUUUCUAUUUGGUAGCGGGAUGUUACAUCUUCACCUUCUCAUCUACCCGCCUGUGGGACGUGGGGAGCGCAGGUUCCAGGUCGUGUAUUAGCCGAUUCCUCUGCUGGGCUUCUGUGUGGUUGGUACUUGGGGGUUGCGGCUUGUCGGCAGGAGUCGCAGUUGACGGGUGGUCCCUCCCCAGCUUCAGGCUCCAUGCAGGGUCAGCAUCCGUAGGCCACUGACUCGGGGUCUCUGUGAGGCCGGGUCAUUCCCUUUUUGGGCGCCGCGGUAAGGCCUGAUGAUCUUCCGCCGCCAGCGGCCUUCCGGCGUCGUGGUCAAUGCCUUGGAGGGGGUUUCCUCACGACCCUAGGCCUGGAAGGGCUCUUAGUGUGCUUAGCACUGGUUUGACGCGCCGUUUUGCCCGGGAUGGGCCUAUGUCGCGUUCCUCCACCUCUCCGUGUAUCGAUAGGGGGUGUUGGGCAGCUCUGCGCUCUAUUUGUUCCCAGAAGCGGUAGAGUAGAGCAUCUAGCCGCUGGUGCAGGGUCUGCACGGGCCUUUGAGUGGGAGCAUGGGUAGCCACGGCCAUCUUGUGCGUGGGAUUCGGGUUGCAGGGGGACGAGUAGGUCUGCGGCAGAUUGCAAGCUGGCCGGGGUGGAACAUGGGCGUUGGAUGAGUUUGGAGGCAGCGGGUGAGCGGCCAUCUCCCCCGCACCAUCCGCGUGUGUAGGCCGCAAGUUGGAUCUGAGCAGGAACGGGUAGAAUAUCCCCAUGUUUGGUGUCUAAUGGUAGGUUUCAAGUUUCUCCGUCGUUUGGCAGCCUGUGUGUGUCCAGAUGCUGCGUGUAACCGUGGAAAUUUUGCCUAGUAAGUCGCUUGCCGCAGGAGCUCUUGCUACCCACGUCCACUCGGCUCGGCAGACAGGCCCCGCCCCCGUUAGAUGACAAAAUUAACACUGCAUCGAACGUCAGUGUAUUCUACAAGUAGGGUUGUCUGGAGGUAUUUAACGAGCACCAUCAUUUUUACAUAUUGAGGGAGAAUUCUAAAUGUGUUCUGUUCUAAUAGUGAUGUAAAGUAUUAAAAGUAGGGCAUUUCUCCUUUUGGAGAAAUCUCCAUUGGUGACCCUUUUUUAUAGAAAUCUCUAAUGUUAUAUCUAUAAAUAACUUUUACAUAAAAUUAUUCAGAGAUUCUCUACCCUCACUAUUAGUUUAUAAGUAUUUAAUUUACUGAUCAAUUAUAUUCCACCCUUGUGGUACUGUGAUUUUUAACUGCUAAGUCCAGUAUUUAUUUAUUUCGUUUUUUUUUAUUUUUUAUUUUUUUAUAUUAUUCUUUAUUUUGGUUGUGUACUAAUACAACAGGGGUAUUGACAUAAUAACAGGUUAUCAGUCACAGUGAAGUAGAAUGGCCUACAUAAUACCCGUAUAAUAUGAGAAAAUAUGCUAAUUUGAAUACCCUCGUAAUAACCGACACAUGGUAGGUUGCACAUUUUUUAAAUGAUAAGAUGAAAUAAAUGUAAAUAAAAAUAUCCAGUAUUUGAAACAUAUUUGAAAGUUCCUGCAAUAAUAGCGAGCAAAACAAAUCAAGAGUAUCUCAUAUUGUAAAAACAAUAGUAAGCAAAACCAUCUAGAAAAAAAUGCUCAGAUCCACACCACAUCUAAUAGCGUGGUUUAAAAAAGCCCUUUGUGACCACAGAAAGCAAAUUAAUAGUGUGGUUUAAUCUAUAACCUAUAACCACAGGUAUGUGGUGGAAAUCCCCAGAAUCUGCAUUGUAAAAAACAAAAACAAAAGUGAGUGAAGAUGUAUUAUACUAAAAAGUCUGGCAGAGUAAAAUAGCCAGAAAUGUAGGACAUUAGAAGGUGGAUAUGACACUUACUCAAAACACAGAGUAUAAGAAAAUACUAAAUCAAGUCUUCGUAAGAUCAUUUCGGAUUAUUUAAGCUAGAUUGAGACUAGGUGUUCAGUGUAGCAGCCAACAUGGUCAGUAGGCCUCCUUGCAAGCACAUAUUACUCCCAUUGAAGUAUAUUUUCACCUGCCAUGUAUGUCUUGUUAAAUAGGGCUGAGGCACAAGCUAAGGGGCUUGAUGAUAAUACUCUAUGAACUUUUAAACAGUAACUUUAUUUUCAGAAGUGCAGUCCUUAUAAAACUGGUUGGGCUUCAAACUGCAGCAAAUCAAGUUCCUGCAGUUUUUAAUAUGUCCUUAAGGACACAUGAUGGAACAUUUAAACUGAAAGGUCCAGUUAUUGUCAUUUACAAACUAUUCUGAAACGGAAACAUGUAACUAUGUAAAAAAAAGAUUUGUAUUCUCUAUUUACAAGACUGUAAAUUCAGAAUUGCAUAAUCAUACUGAAUUCUUUUCUGUCUUGGGGACUAGCAAGUGUAAAUUCUAUUAAGCACGGUUGGUGGCUCUGCCACAUGAAGAAAUAUGUCUUGCAUGUAAACAUGGUAUUACUUUUGCCUUUUUAAGCUGUUUAUUAUUACUACAACAAUGUACUUCCUAAGCCCAGUGAAAAGCCCUCUAACCCUAACCUAACCCUAGAUGCAGCAGACUGGAACUAUUAUGACUUUGAACCUGGCUUUGCAUGGCUGGGAAUGAUAUGUGUUACAGUCCUGACAUCUCAACAUCUCGAGUGUUGUGUACGCACUGUGGACUUGCCCCAUAAUGUUGCCACAUGGUUAUGUUACAGUGUACAUAUAUAUUUUAGAUGUGUGUGCUCUCCUUAAUGCCACAUGCAUUUUCCACUACCAUCUAUAGAGUUAACAGGUGUGUAUUUGCUUCUAUAACAUCCUUUCACAUUAUGUCUUAUUUGAAUAUAUUCUAGUUUUCAGAUAAAUUACACAGAAUAUGACUGUGAAAAGAAUGACGUCUGCUGGCAGCAGCUUGCAUAUCCGCUUACACAGUAUUAUACAGGUACAAAUCAAGCACCGCUACAAAGUCUAUGCUGGUAUAUGUUGCAAUAACACAACUUUUUUGUCUUACACACUACUUAUUGAUCUUGUCAUUCCAGUCCGUGUCUAUACAUAGAUACAUAUAUAUUGUUGCACAAUAUAUGUCUAGAGAAUAUUUUCUCAAAGAGGCCCUGUAACAUCUAACACUUUUUACACAGCCCCGUUGAAAACAAAUGGUGGCUAUGGAUUGUUGUGUUAUUUUUGCAAACUCUGCUUCUCUACAUUAUGAAUUUAACUAUAUGCAGAGUCAUCAAAGUCAUCAAGAAUGUGCAUUAUGCUGUCAUGUGAUAGACCAGAAUCUCUACAAAAUGUUGCCAGGACCUUCUUGAAUUCAGACUGUUUGGGGGGAUACAUUAUAUUGUCAUUGUUUUUAUAAAGCAGUGUAAUGUGUAUUUUUCUUGAAACAGUUAACUUCAUAUUGUAUUUAGCAUAUAAAAGUGAGGACCACCUGUUUUGGUGAGAUUUCUAAUGAUAGUUUAUUUUAAUUAUCCCAGGAGAACCUCAUCACUUGACUCUUGCAAAAGGAAUGAUCUUGGUUUUCUUCUUCAUCGUUGCUUCUGUUCUUGGUGGACCAUGGAACAGAAUUCGUAAAGCCUGGACUAUCAAAGCAUUCUAGUUACAAGUGACUCUUUUCACUAGGUGUAAGUGAAUAACGAUCCUGUGUCAAGACAGCAGUUAUCUCUGUAAACUCAGUCACAGAUUUGUUGAAAGCUGUCAAUGUUUAUGCUGUAAAGUGGACUCUAAUUGUUAUGGACAGCUUAAGCGUUUGGUUAUCAUGAACAAGAGAGAGAUGGUUUCCUGUUACAAAUUGGAAGGAAUAUUUCAAAUCAUGAAACACAUUACCCUACCAAAUAUAUUUGAUCUUAAACACUAGGUCUUUGAGAUUGUAGUGUUUAGAGAAUUUGAAUAAUUAUUCUUGACAUGUUGGCUUUAAGCUGUGCAUCUUAAUGAGUACAUUUUGAAAGUGUACAGUGAUAUUUGAAUUUGCUUUACAAGAUUGAUUUAGUUUUGGACAAAUACUUUUUUCACAUUGUGCUGUCUGUUAUCCAGCAAAUUUACAAUUUACAAUUAUUCGGUAAGUAAAUCAAUGCCCACAUGUAUAUGGUUUUGGGAAAUCAUAGGGGCAGAUUAAAGGCAUUCUCUAAUUUUGACUAUUUGACUUGCUUGGACCAUGUACCCUUUGGGGCUGAUUACUUGGUUACUUAAUUUAAUUUAUGUUUGCUAAAGCAGACAUCCCAAGCUAUUUCAGAUUUAAUUUAAAGGGACGCUAUUUCAGAUUUAAUUUAAAGGGACACUUUCCUGGCACUGCAGGUCCCCUCUCCCUCCCACCUCCCAUCCCCAGUUGCUGAAGGGGUCAAAACCCCUUCAGUGACUUACCAGAGGCAGCGACUAUGUCCCUCGCCGCUGCUUGUUGGUCCGCCCACGCUCCUCCCCGUCCCCACGUCAUCCAGCGGGGGAAACAGAUCCCAUCUACAGGCGGGGGAGACCUAAUGUGCAUGCGCGGCAAUGCCGCCCACGCGCAUUAGACUUCUCUAUAGGAAAGCAUUAAAAAUGCUUUCCUAUGGGGAUUUUAGUGACGCUGGACCUGUGCUAUGAAUCAGUGCCCUCUAGUGGCUGUCUAGUAGACAGCCACUAGAGGCGGAGUUAACCCUGUAAAAGGUUUUCCUUAGUGAUUUGCAGGUUUGUAUUUAUAAUUGAACAUUUUUUAUCAAAUGUUUCAGUGAUUUGUUAAACUCAUAUUUUUAUAUUUGUUUAAAAUUUUGUAAAUGCUAAUUUAAAAGAUAC
Molecule: messenger RNA, 27751 nt
Organism: Pelobates cultripes (western spadefoot toad)
Lineage: Eukaryota; Metazoa; Chordata; Amphibia; Anura; Pelobatidae
Source: the annotation of a GenBank genome assembly